Molecule: messenger RNA, 2571 nt
Organism: Myotis daubentonii (Daubenton's bat)
Lineage: Eukaryota; Metazoa; Chordata; Mammalia; Chiroptera; Vespertilionidae
Gene: PRKACA
Product: protein kinase cAMP-activated catalytic subunit alpha
Biological process (GO): protein phosphorylation
Cellular component (GO): cytosol; nucleus; cAMP-dependent protein kinase complex
Molecular function (GO): protein kinase A regulatory subunit binding; cAMP-dependent protein kinase activity; ATP binding
Source: RefSeq, a predicted model, not a curated record
AGCAGCGGACUUGGGCUGAGGUUCCCGGGCGGGCGGGCGCGGGGAGACGCGGGAAGCAGGGGCUUGGCGGGGGUCGCGGCGCCGCAGCCAGAGCAGCAACCCGAGGGGCCGCUGCCCAGCGCGCUCCGGGGCCGCCGGCCGCCGCCAGCACCCGCCGCGCCGCAGCUCCGGGACCGGCCCCGGCCGCCGCCGCCGCCGCGAUGGGCAACGCCGCCGCCGCCAAGAAGGGCAGCGAGCAGGAGAGUGUGAAAGAGUUCUUAGCCAAAGCCAAAGAAGAUUUUCUUAAAAAAUGGGAAAAUCCUGAUCAGAAUACAGCCAAUUUGGAUAACUUCGAUCGAAUCAAGACCCUCGGCACAGGCUCCUUCGGGCGAGUGAUGCUGGUGAAACACAAGGAGACUGGGAACCACUUCGCCAUGAAGAUCCUGGACAAACAAAAGGUGGUGAAGCUGAAACAGAUCGAGCACACCCUGAACGAGAAGCGCAUCCUGCAGGCUGUCAACUUUCCGUUCCUUGUCAGACUUGAGUUUUCCUUCAAGGAUAACUCAAAUUUAUACAUGGUCAUGGAGUAUGUACCCGGCGGGGAAAUGUUCUCACAUCUGCGGCGGAUCGGAAGGUUCAGCGAGCCCCAUGCCCGCUUCUACGCCGCCCAGAUCGUCCUGACCUUCGAGUAUCUGCACUCGCUCGAUCUCAUCUACCGGGACCUGAAGCCAGAGAACCUUCUCAUCGACCAGCAGGGCUACAUUCAGGUGACAGACUUUGGUUUCGCCAAACGUGUGAAAGGCCGCACCUGGACCUUGUGCGGGACCCCCGAGUACCUGGCCCCUGAGAUCAUCCUGAGCAAAGGCUACAACAAGGCUGUGGACUGGUGGGCCCUGGGGGUUCUCAUCUACGAGAUGGCUGCUGGCUACCCCCCCUUCUUCGCUGAUCAGCCCAUUCAGAUCUACGAGAAGAUUGUUUCUGGGAAGGUGCGGUUCCCAUCCCACUUCAGCUCUGACCUGAAGGAUCUGCUGCGGAACCUCCUUCAGGUAGACCUCACCAAGCGCUAUGGGAACCUCAAGAAUGGGGUCAAUGACAUCAAGAACCACAAGUGGUUUGCCACGACUGACUGGAUUGCCAUCUACCAGAGGAAGGUGGAAGCUCCCUUCAUACCAAAGUUUAAAGGCCCUGGGGACACGAGUAAUUUUGAUGACUAUGAAGAGGAAGAGAUCCGAGUCUCCAUCAAUGAGAAGUGUGGCAAGGAGUUUUCUGAGUUUUAGGGGUGUGCCUGUGCCCCCAAGGGUUUUCUUUCUUUUUUUUGUGGGGAGGGUGGGUGGGAGGGUUGGAUUGAACAGCCAGAGGGCCCCAGAGUUCCUUACAUCUAAUUUCACCCCCACCCCACCCUCCAGGGUCGGGGAACAGGAAGCCCAGAUAUUCAGAGAGACGGGAAUACCAGCUGCUCUCCCUCAUCCCCUGCACCCUCCUGCCCUCCUUGAUGCUUUUGCCUUCUUCCACCCCAGCCCACUUCUGCUUGUUUUAAACGAGUAUCUCAGUUCUAGUCAGACCAGUGUAUCCAGGGAUAGGGUGUGGAAAGAGGGGCCCAAACUUAGCUCCAGCCCCUUCCCUCCCCACAUCCCCUCCCUCACCAGACCACCAGCAAACUUGCUAAGGGAGAAUAAAAGAAUGGCCAGCCUUCCCUUCAAAGCAAUCUUGCCUGGGAAGGAGAGAUUUUAGUGACAUGGGCAGUGGGCUACUUGCUAGAAUUUUUUAAACAAUUUACAAACUUAUUUAAGUUCCACCAGUGCCUCCCAUCCCCCCCUCUCCAAAUCCAUUUUAACGAGGCUGGGAAGCAGAUUGACUAGUAAAGGAAAGGGCUGGGGUUCCACCCUCUCCCCCAAGCUGCUAGUCCCCUCCUCCCCUGCCAAGCCUGGAAAGGUCUCAGCCCCUUUAGGAAGCCCCUAAAGCCCCUACCCCCUUCUGCCCCAACAGACCUUUCUUCACCCUUGGGCUUUGGGACCCGGACAAAGCAGCCGCCCCUCUCCCUGACAAAGAGGAGUUGUCCCCCCAAAAGAUAGAGGGGGAGCCCCAAGCCCAGGGUCUUUCCUCCCCACAGCACUCCCCCAAACUCCUAAAUUUUAUUCUUAGCUAGAUUUUAAUGCCCGGCCUCUUCUCAGCUCAGUUGGGAAGGCAACCCUGGCAAAAGGAGGCAGAGCCCCCCUGCCCCCUGUGGACCCCCGUUCAAGCCCAGGGUUGCUAGGGAGGGGCUCUGUUUUAUUCACCCAACAGCCCUGUCCCCCUCCCCCCAUCCUGGGCGCUCCUCUGCUUAGCUGUCAGCUGUCUAUCACCUCUUAGCCCAUUUGUGCUUUUUUUCUCUCUUAAUAGAAAAGUUGGGAGCCCCUAUUCAACCUCAAAUCUGCCCCUCUCAUAACUUCUCCCCAUCCCAGGAGGAGCUCUCAGGCUUGGGAUGGGGCCCCGGGUGGGCGCAGGGGUGAAUCAAUCUGUGUGCUGGGAAGGAUGAGACUUCCUCUUGAACAGUGUGCUGUUGUAAACAUAUUUGAAAACUAUUACCAAUAAAGUUUUGUUUAAAAAAAAGUG